Paramuricea clavata is the source of this 174-nucleotide messenger RNA. Lineage: Eukaryota; Metazoa; Cnidaria; Anthozoa; Malacalcyonacea; Plexauridae. The record is from the annotation of a GenBank genome assembly.
AUGAAUUCUCGAGUAAACCAGCUGAAUGAUAUAGGUAAUGACCUUGAGCAAUACACGAGGAGAGAAUGUGUCGAAGUACAAGGUAUUCCUCAAAGUAAAGAUGAAAAUACCGAUGAAAUAAUUCUGAAAGUCGGGGAUCUGAUGGGUCUAAAGCUCGACAAAAAGGAUAUUUCU